Oncorhynchus kisutch (coho salmon) is the source of this 1761-nucleotide messenger RNA. RefSeq names its product 5-hydroxytryptamine receptor 3A-like. Bases 473 to 1618 code for a protein of 381 amino acids. The transcript is spliced from 10 exons. Gene Ontology annotation, molecular function: transmembrane signaling receptor activity; extracellular ligand-gated monoatomic ion channel activity. Gene Ontology annotation, cellular component: membrane. The record is from RefSeq and is a predicted model, not a curated record. Lineage: Eukaryota; Metazoa; Chordata; Actinopteri; Salmoniformes; Salmonidae. Gene Ontology annotation, biological process: monoatomic ion transmembrane transport.
CAAGCACUCAUUAAGAUCAGGUGUGGCCAAUUAGUGGGCGCGACCAACCCACCUGAACACACAUUACAAGAACGUUCCAAAUCCAAACAACUAUCCUGCACCAUUCCCAGAAAAGUUGUGGGAAGGUUGUAUGCAAAAUAACCACAGGACAAUCAAGCACUUACCAAGCUCUUAAAACAUAUGUUUCUCAGAACGUAACUGAUAAUGGACUAGUGAUAAGAGUAUCAGGUUUAGAUACAGUGCAAUAUAGAGAGCAUGAUCACUUUUCACAGUGAGUCACUACUUUGAAGACAUGCAACAACCUUAUCCCAUUUCAUUUUGACUGUUAUCUGCAUCAGGCACUCUAUCCAACGCAGCAAUUACUACUAUCCAACCACUAUCUAAUACAGCCAGUGCAUCCCAACCAGCCAACACAGCCACUUCAUCCAGUGCAACCACACCAUCCUGUACGACCCGUCGAUGUCUGGCCAGCAUGCUGAUUGCGAAAGAAGCUCGGAGUCCGCCACAGUCUCCACGGUGCAUCUCAAUUAUCAGUGUGCCGUCAAUCGUGUACGAAACUCUGUCUGUCGAUACAAAAAACCUCCGCUUCGAGAGUCGUCUGGAAGUCCCGCUGUCUUGGGAAGACCCUGAUUUAUCAUGGAACACAUCAGUCUAUCAUCAUGAUAUGGUGGUCCUGCCUGUCAGCAAAAUCUGGACUCCUGAACUCCAUGUGACUAAUGGAGUGCAAACAACGAUAAAGCACAGCAACAAGGAUUUGCUGGUGCACAGCAACGGGACUAUAGAGCACAUGGUCAUCAUGAACACUGUGGUGGGCUGUGAAGUCAAUCUGUACAACUACCCCUUCGCUUCAGAUUUCUGUGCCAUCGCCCUGAAUGUGUGGGCAAUUAGUGGAUGUGGCAUGUUCCUGGACUUUGGGAAUGUGAGCACAACUAGCGCAAACCGUGGGGACUGGCUAACCGAGGAGGUGGAACUCAAUGCUAAAGGAGGCAGAGAUGAUCGCAACUAUCUAUGGGUAUUGCUGAAAAUGCGGUCCGAAAACCCGUUUCUGUCCCUGGUCCUGCCCAGUAUACUAAUCAUCUUGGCUGAUGUGGGCAGCUUCGCCCUGCCGCUGGGAGAGAGCAAGCGCAUCCCCUUCAAGGUUAAACUGGUUCUCAGCUUCAUCAUGUUCCUCAACAUCCUCAAGGACCUUCUGCCUGGAGGAGGCCAGUGCAGCCCCAUCAUCCGAAAGCACUUCUGUUUCUGUUUGGUCAUCCUGGUGUUGAGCACGUUGCAGUCUAUGGUGCUCACACGCCUGGCUAAGUGUGGCACUCUCUGGCCCUGCAGCCUCUCCAAGUCCAAAGACUCACUGCUUAAAGACACAGACAAUGAAGAGGAAUCCAAGUCUGAUAUUAAAGCCUCAGAGGAAGAGAAGAAUACAGCCCUCCAGAAGGUGGUGAAGUUUCUCAACAAAAUGGCUGCACAAGACCAGACAAAUGCUAUACACCAUCGCUUUGCCAACAAAGUGGACUUGAUCUGUUUCUGUAUCUAUCUCACCGUCCUCAUUGUUUAUGCAGUCGUCAUUUUAUAUUUCUCCUUUGGUUCUCUAUGUGAGAUCAACCAUUUAGAAUUCUGGCAUUAAAUAAUUUAUUUGCGUUUAACAAUGAUAUUUAAAUAAAUAUCAAGUAUGUGUGUAUUCUUCAGUAGAGAUUUAACAAUAUUUAUUUCAAUAUGUUUGAGCUAAGAAUUAAAUGGAUUAGGACUAUGCAUCCUACCUUUGAAACA